Molecule: messenger RNA, 6860 nt
Organism: Linepithema humile (Argentine ant)
Lineage: Eukaryota; Metazoa; Arthropoda; Insecta; Hymenoptera; Formicidae
Gene: anne
Product: anne boleyn
Biological process (GO): intracellular calcium ion homeostasis; polyamine transmembrane transport
Cellular component (GO): membrane
Molecular function (GO): ATP hydrolysis activity; ATPase-coupled monoatomic cation transmembrane transporter activity; polyamine transmembrane transporter activity
Source: RefSeq, a predicted model, not a curated record
AAUCCAGGAAGCCGAGGGCAGGUCCGAAGCGAUAGCACCAGCCACCGCUAUACGCUGGUCAGCAGCAUCCUCCUUCACCUGCCGCUCUCUCGACGAUCUUCGUCGGCCCGUGGUUCCGGUACAGUCGCAAGACGGCCUUCGAACUCCGUGGCACUACGUCUACGUCAUCGUCGUCGUUGUCGCCGUCGUCGCAUCGUCCGUGCCAGCUCGAUGCCGGCCAGAUGCCGGAGAACGCGCUGCCAAGAUCCGCCGCGAGGACCUUGAAGAGGGAUCCCGAAAUGGCGGGCAAUCGGUGUCGGUAGCAGACGGGGUUAACGUCCCUAAGAGCGCAAUUGUUGUUUCAACGGCACCACGCCUCGUCGUACCUCGCAGCUCACCGACCGUCUUCGGCAUCCUCCUCCUUUUCUUUUCACCCCCUCGUGUCUCCCGGCUGAAUUUUUGGUCACGACGAGUGACGAAACUCUAUCGCAUAUCGAGCGAUCCGAAGCGGCCUCGAGGAGCGGCCACGCGGACAAUAAUUUAUUAGAUGUUAAGGCUAGUGCUUAAAGUAAUAUGUAGUAGUGAAGACAGCAGAUAGCGUAAGAGGCAGGUCGAGGGACAGUCGAGCAGGAAAAUUGAAUACCUUGCAAAUUCCGACGAUUCUCUCGCCAGUCAAAGACGAUAAAAGAGAAAGAGGGAGGAGGAAACGAUUUAUUAAUCGGGCGUGGAAGCACGUAGCAACACGAGGAAGACUUUGUUCGUUCGUUUCUUCUCAUCGGUUUGAUUUCAAUUUUUCUUUUCUGCGUUUCGGCUUGCUCCGCAUUCUCCCGAUCGCGAGUAUGCCGUCCACGCCGAACAGACUGAAUUUGAGUUUUGCCAGAAACGCUUACAGCGUCUUUGGUAAUCGCAGCACGGCCACCGCGAACGAGCAUCAGCGCGAGCAAAAGACGGAAUUAUUGGAGGGCACCAAGGCUAACGGCCUUUUGCAUUUGAAGAAUGGCGUGGAUUAUGUCAAUCCUGGUGAGGAGGACCAGAUGGAAAUUUACGGCUACAGAAAAAGUCACGUACGGACGGUUAUUACCUGGUUGCUCAUUGGCAUCACGGGCGGUAUUCUGAGACUGGUCUUUCAUUGGGUACCGCAACUCAUGCUCCUGUUCACGCAUUACAAAUGCUCCCUGGAAGAAGCGGAAGCUGUCUUGCUGGUUGAGAGAUUUCAAGGGAAACACACGAGCUAUUACGUGAAGAAAUUGCGAGUCUUAACCGCUCAGGAAGUUGUCAAUAAGUCUUACAAUGAAGAAUCUCUAAUCGACGAGUCGUGGGACGGCAGUGUGAUAACCACGAAGGACGAGAAAGAGAACUGUCCGAUGUUAUCCAUGCACCUUUACGGCGGUCAGUUUAAACAGGUAUCAUCUAUAACCAUUUUCAACUGCAAGAAACUGAUUUACGUCUGGGACGCGGAGAGAUCGGAAUUUCUGAAACUGCGCGGUCUCGACACCGACAUUUUGACGUCUACGUUGCAUCAAGCGCAAGGUCUUGAUUCUCAGGAGCAAUACAUUAGGCGCAAUGUGUACGGCAACAACGAGAUUGUGGUUCCUGUGAAAUGCAUAUUCACGCUGCUCUGCCUUGAAGUGCUCAAUCCGUUCUACGUCUUCCAACUGUUCAGUUUCGGUCUAUGGAUUGCUGACGACUAUUAUUACUACGCCAUGGUCAUCAUCACAAUGUCGGCCGCCGGCAUCAUGAUGGCAGUCUUCCAGACGCGACAGAAUCAACAGAAUCUGCGUUCGACGGUGCACUCAUCCGACGUCGCCACGGUCAUGCGAGAUCGUACGACCGGUCAAACCGCGACGGUGCCCGCCGAUCGCUUGGUACCUGGCGAUCUUUUAGUCAUCCCGUCUCACGGAUGCGUGAUGCCGUGCGACGCCGUAUUGUUGACCGGCAACUGUAUCCUCAACGAGUCCAUGCUGACGGGAGAAUCUGUACCUGUCACAAAGACACCAGUUCCUUCCUCUAACGAUGUGAUAUAUGAUACCAAAGAACACGCCAGACACACGCUCUUUUGCGGUACCAGAGUUAUUCAGACAAGAUACUACGGCAGUGAAAAGGUGUUGGCGGUGGUCAUUCGAACGGGUUUCAACACCAGCAAAGGCGGCUUGGUGCGAUCCAUCAUGUAUCCUCCACCGGUAGAUUUCAAGUUUGAGCAGGAUUCGUACAAAUUUGUUAUACUUUUAGCGUGCAUAGCAAUCACCGGGGUUAUCUAUACAAUUAUAACGAAAGCGAUGAGAGGGGUCGAGGUUAGAGAUAUUGCUCUCGAAGCGUUAGAUCUUAUCACUAUCGUGGUGCCGCCGGCAUUGCCGGCAGCUAUGACUGUGGGUCGUCUCGUGGCGCAACGUAGAUUGGAGAGAAAGAAAAUUUACUGCACGAGCCCGAGGACCAUUAACGUCUCGGGGUCCGUCGAUUGCAUUUGCUUCGACAAGACUGGAACGCUGACCGAAGACGGUCUCGACAUGUGGGGCGUGGUAGCUGUUUCGGACAGAAAAUUUCAGUUACCGGUCAAGGAUAUCAGUAGUCUAGCACUGUCGGAGGUUCUAAUUGGCAUGGUUACGUGCCACGGAAUCACGAUAAUCGAUAACCAAUUAGUGGGAGAUCCGCUCGAUUUGAAGAUGUUUGAAUCGACGAGAUGGUCGUUAGAAGAACCCGACGUAUCCGACACGUCAAAGUUCUCCAUGCUCUUCCCGACGAUCGUCAGGCCGGCGAAGGACUCCAAGCUGCUCAAGAGACUGCCCAACGACCUGUGUGGUACGCUCAGUCGGCAAAACUCUGUGUCUUCCGACGUGAUCGACGGAAUAUCGCUUAAUAAUCUUCACGACGCCGCGUACGGCGAUUCCACGACGGAAUUGGAGCAGGGACUGGAAGUGGGUAUUGUUCGGCAAUUUCCUUUCACAUCGAGUCUCCAGAGGAUGAGUGUAAUCACCAGGACGCUGGGCGCCAAUCACUACGAUCUGUAUUGCAAAGGCAGUCCGGAGAUGAUCCUCAGUCUCUCGAAAGCAGAAUCCAUUCCUCCAGAUUUCGCGGCCAUUCUACAGGAAUACACGUCCGAGGGUUAUCGAGUGAUCGCUCUUGCGCACAAAUCCCUGAACCGUCUUCCGUACGCGAAGGUGCAGCGGAUAAGUCGCGAGUCCGCCGAGAUCGAUCUAAACUUGGCGCUCAUAGUUAUGGAAAAUCGACUGAAGCACGAGACCUCGCCGGUGAUCGCCGAGCUGAACACCGCUUGCAUCAAGACGGUGAUGGUGACGGGCGAUAAUAUGCUAACCGCUCUCUCGGUGGCCAGAGAUUGCGACAUCGUGAAGCCCGGCACGCCGGUGAUCGCUGUCUCGACGACGCAGCAUAAUCAACUGAAACCGCAGAUGUACUUCACGAAGAGCGACAGUCAGCCGUCACCGGCUUCGCCGAACGGUCAGGCUGACCUCAGUGAAAUGACCGAUCUAAAUAGCGUGGUCAGCUUGGACGUGGAAACCGUCGAGAGCGGCUCGUUCAGCAACACGAAGCUGGAGAACGAUAUUAAUUAUUUAUCGGAUGAUGUACAAUACUCCAAAAACAAAUACGUUUUUGCGUUGACGGGGAAGACAUGGGCGCUGAUAAAGCAGUACUAUCCGGAAUUGAUACCUAAGAUGGUUACACGCGGUGCUAUUUUCGCCAGAAUGUCACCUGAUCAGAAGCAACAAUUGGUUCAAGAAUUGCAAUCCUUAGGAUAUUAUGUCGCCAUGGUGGGAGACGGUGCUAACGAUUGCGGUGCGUUGAAAGCGGCGCACACCGGAAUCUCCUUGUCGGACACGGAAUCCUCCGUCGCUUCGCCGUUCACCAGCCGCGAAACCAACAUCUCCUGCGUUCUCACGGUGAUACGCGAAGGUCGUGCUGCUCUAGUAACGUCCUUCGGUAUCUUCAAAUACAUGGCCGCCUACUCGCUCACGCAAUUUAUCUCGGUGAUGCUCCUCUACAGCAUCGAGUCCAACUUAACGGACAUCGAAUUUCUGUAUAUCGAUCUCUUCAUCAUUUCCAUAUUCGCCUUGUUCUUCGGUCACACCGAGGCUUACGACGGCCCAUUGGUGAAAAUGGCACCGCUCAGCAGCCUUAUCAGCACGUCGCCGAUAGUUAGUCUCAUCACUCAGCUUCUGAUCGUUGCGACCUUUCAGUACACGAGUCUCUGGCAUCUGCGGCAAAUGUCCUGGUUCGUGCCGUUCAACGCGACCGAAACCUCAGACAAAGAUGACGUAGGCUGUAUGGAAAAUUACGCCGUCUUCAUCGUCAGUUCCAUGCAAUACAUUAUUCUGGCGGUGGUGUUCUCGAAAGGGCCGCCAUACAGAAAAUCACUCUUCACUAAUUACGGCUUACUCACCUCUUUCGUAUUUCUCAGUCUAUUCUCUAUUUAUCUUGCGGUGUGUCCCUUCGACUGGCUGGCUAAAUGCUUCGAGCUCGUGUUGCCCGACAAUCUGGACUUUCGCUUCAUCCUAGUCGGUUACGGCAUCGUGAACUUCGUAAUCGCGUUGUUGGUCGAGUAUCUCUUCGUGGAAUAUCUCGUGUUCGGCAAACUGCGCUACCGCUGGCACAACGUGGACAAAUCGCGACGGAAAUUCCUGGCGAUCGAGCGCGACAUGGCGCGCGAUCUCAAGUGGCCGCCGAUCUCUCAGGAGCCGCUGCCGGAAGCGGUGCCGGAUCUAAUGAUCCGGCAGAAUGUUACCGAGAUCAAGAUCGAGAAACGGAUCACCGAGUCCUGUAUGCCCGCCGACACCAGCUUCAUGAACAACUCGCCUGUCUACGCCAGUUUCAGGCACUUCGGCUCCGCUCGCGAGGUCACGCUCAAUCCCAGAUCACUCUUCGACGAUUGCCGGAACACGGUGUCGAUGCAAACGGUGCCGUGCUUCGAAGACAAGGAUCUGUCGCCGAAGGCGGCCAAGUCGAACGCGGAGUCCACGGUGAAGCGACGACACAACUCGGAAUCGGAGAACGGUAUCAAUCGUUACGAGAAGCCUUACACGAAUCGCAACACCAAUCCCAUCGCCACGCUUCCGCGAAAUCCCAAUGCGACCCUGCAGCCGCAGAAGCUGAAGGAUUUCCGAAACAUCCUGGUGCACAAGAGCGAUGAUCCAGCGGCGCCCAACACCGCUCAGAGUGUACUUGAAUUAGAAAUUCUACCGUCCUGAGGACUAAGGUACUCGAAAGACCGGACAAAUGGUACCUGAAAUAUCUUGAUUGUACCUUGAGACUGAGCGAACGAUUAAUUGAUUCAAAGUAUUACUGAAAAAAACGUACACAGGCACAAUCUUCGUUUCCCGCGGACGCAUUUAGGGCGUCGGAACGACGGUCGUUGUUGAAAGGGAAGGAGUCAGAAUUUGGACAGGCAUGGUCCCACGAUUUAGGCUGCCGGAUGGUCUUGUAAUCUCGAUCUUCUUAAGCUCUCCUUCCACCCGGUACUUGUGAUAUCCAGAUUAGAUAUUUGAUAUUGAUCGUGUCAUAAGAAUCACACAAUUCUAUAUAUAGAAUUCUAUAUAUAGAGCGAGCGGCGCCCGAUUCGAUCCACAUCGUCGAUUGAGCGAAUUCUGAACCAAUGCAUUUAGCCUGUCAUGGUAUCCACGAUUCGAUGACUUCUAAUGACGUUACUUAAGCACGUGAAUGGUGAAAGAAUAAGUCGAACGUUAGAAUAGCGUUGAAACUGUUCAGUCAUUACUAUAGAUCUCUAAAAUUUAAUGUGAUUAUUUUAUAUAUUAAAUAUGCUAUAUAAUAUAUAAAAUAAAUUCUAAAGCACACACAGUUUCUUCUGAUAAAAGUAAUUAAUAUUCGACGCGCAUAAUUUCUGUAGUUAUUACUUAGUUUGCUAAUCGCGUGUCAUUCUACCUUCGGCUUAUUUAUAUUUAUCGAUUCAAGCCAGGGUCCCUUUUGACCCAGUCCUCUUCUAACCUCGUCUCCCCCUGUUCCCCUCGUUAGUAUUCAAGAGCGACACUCUCGAGAAAGUAUUAUUGUUAUUUAUCGUAGAAAACGAGAAUUAUUAUGUAUUGGCUCCGCGCAUGGGAGAAUCUUCCGUACGGAGCACAGCAAAUUGUAUUUUAAGAACACGUAGACGUUUAUGGCAUAACCGCAUAAUUUUAAAAUUUUGAAAACAACUCGGCGUGAUGAUAAUGUCUUUUUUCACUGCGAUUCAAACGAACACUAAAGCAAACUUGCGACUUAAUUCUUCAAAAUACGUUUAGUUAGAAUACGUUUAGUUAGAAUACGAAAAUUAAGGUUUGCUAUUUGACUAUUAUUCUCCGAGCAUUCUGACUUGUUUCUCAAAACAUUUUUAUGCCUUCAAGUUUUAUUUCCUAUUUAUUCAAGCAAUAUGAUUAAUAAUUUAAUAAUUAAUAAUAUAAUGUAUGUAUAUAUGCAAUGUGUGCGUUUUACGAAAUAUUAAAGUUAUGUUGUAAAUAAAGAAUAAAAAAUUUAAUUACGAAUGAUAAUCUCGAAUCAAAAAUUUGUCAUUAUUGUUAUUGAACAAUCAUCUCAAAAUUAUUCCACAAGGAAUUGGAUCAUUAAACUUGUCAAUGUAUAGCAAUGCAACGGAAUUAUUGGAUGCUCCGGAAUACAUAUUAAUGAAUAUACUUAAUUAUUACUAAGAAUGAAAUUAUCUUAAGUACUUUGCUAUUGUUAAAAUAGGCCAAGAUAAAAAUGAUAUGUUUUAUCGCUGCUCGUUAGAGCCAAUAUGUAUUGUUAAAAUGAUUAUAUCGAGAUAAAUGUGUACUUACGAAAUAUACGCAACGGAAAUAGAUACUUAAUCGCGUUGAUUUAUUCGCGACGCUAUAGCUUGUGUUGAGAAGUAGCGGUUGUCAAAUAAAAUAUGUUUUUAAUGUAAA